UCGCUCAACGGACACCGUAUCGCGUGGAGCGGCGGCGGCACAUGACGUUUCCUGCUGCUGGCCGGCCGCUUGAUCGACGUCUAUAUUAUUAUUUAUCGUCCUCGCAGCUUUUCCCAACAGUCAAUUGUCCUUGUCUCUAGAUCAAUCUCCCCUCUCUUAUCGUGUCAUUGCUGCAUGCCUGUCCUUUCUUAAUUGCGAUCCUGACAAAGCACGCUUUUACUGGCGCUGCCGUCCCACCAUGUUGCCUUUCAUCGAUACUCCUUUCUACUACCUUGAGGAGUUGACAGGCGCCUCCGUCGAUGAAUUGAAACUGAUCGCAUCGUUCCUCCUAUCCUACCCUUUGGCCGGCAUUCUCAAGAGACUACCAGAUGCACAACCAUGGAAGAAAAAUGUCUUCAUUAUUUCUGUCUCUCUGUUCUACCUAGUGGGGUUGUUCGACCUGUGGGAUGGCCUACGAACGCUGCUAUAUAGUGCGGUGGGAACAUACGCCAUCGCGUAUUACAUUGAUGGUUCUCUGAUGCCUUGGAUUGGCUUUAUUUUUCUUAUGGGCCACAUGUCAUUGAACCAUAUAACUCGCCAGAAUCUAAAUGAUGCUUCUGUUGUCGAUAUUACUGGUGCACAAAUGGUGCUGGUUAUGAAGCUUUCAGCGUUCUGCUGGAAUAUUCAUGACGGCCGGUUGCCACAGAAGGACCUGUCGGAUGCACAGAAAUAUGCUGCUAUUAGAGAAUUUCCAGGGUUCCUCGACUAUGCCGGUUACAUCCUCUUCUUCCCUUCCCUCUUCGCAGGCCCGGCUUUUGACUACGUGGAUUAUCAUCGGUGGAUCACCACAACCUUGUUUGAUGUACCGCCGGGAACAGACCCUGCCAAGGUACCUCUUACGCGAAAGAAGCGCAAGAUACCGCGAAGUGGAACUCCUGCAACGAAGAAGGCACUUAUUGGUCUUGUGUGGAUCUUUCUCUUCUUGCAGCUCGGGAGACUCUACUUCCCAAAUGCAGUGCUAAGCGAAGAGUACAUGAAGUACUCCUUCCCUCGACGUGUUUGGAUCCUGCAUAUGCUUGGUUUCGCGACGAGACUGAAGUACUAUGGUGUCUGGUCACUCACGGAGGGUGCCUGCAUCCUAUCUGGUAUGGGAUAUAAUGGGUUCGACGCUACGACAGGAAAGGUGUUUUGGAAUCGCCUAGAAAAUGUCAAUCCCUGGGGCAUUGAAACGGCUCAAAACACAUACGCCUAUCUCGGAAACUGGAACAAGAAUACAAACCACUGGUUAAAAAACUACGUCUAUCUACGAGUGACUCCCAAAGGAAAGAAGCCCGGCUUCAGAGCCAGCUUAGCGACCUUUGCGACUAGCGCUUUCUGGCAUGGUUUCUAUCCCGGAUACUAUCUGACAUUCAUUCUCGCUUCGUUUGUGCAGAUGGCGGCAAAGAAUGUCCGUCGUCACGUUCGGCCAUUCUUCCUCACUCCAGAUGGUAGCAAGCCGACACCUUACAAGCGCUAUUACGAUGCAGCGACCUGGUUUGCAACGCAGCUCACAAUGUCAUUCGUCGUUCUCCCAUUCAUUAUUCUCUCUUUCACUGGAUCUGUUGGGGUCUGGGCGCAUGUGUAUUUCUACGGCAUCAUCGGCGUUUUCUCGAUCAUUGGUUUCUUUGCAAGCCCAGCAAAAGCCAUCCUGGUGAAACGAUUGAAGAAGCGCAACAUGCCUCAUAUUCCGAGGACUGCAAGCCAGGAGACGCUUCGAGCGCCAACCCUCGGACUACCAAAUGAUCCGGCUCGUGACAUUGACGAAGCUGUGCAGGAAAUCAGGUCUGAAAUAGAAGCCAGAAAUAGGAGGGGAAGCGUUGUUACAAUGCCGACAGGAGAAGAUCUGAGAAGGGCUGUCGAAGAUAAGCUGGGAAAGAAAUUGCCCGGGUGAUGGUUUGAACUGUUGAGUCUAGGGCGUGAAGGACAAGGUGACGAAGGUGAUGAGUUUUCUUUUAUCUCUCCCCGAAUGCGGUUCGGAGCAUAAUUGCCCGAUGGGCCAUUCUGUUCGUUAGAGCGUUAUCCUGCUUCUACCUUUAGACCUUGAUUUUCUUGGACUCGUGUCGUCUCAUCUGAUAUCUCUGGGGCAAGAUUUCCCUAGUCUGAGACCUCCAUUUCUACCAGUCCCAUUUUCAUAGAACGAACAUAUUAGCCUCUUGUCAAGCCUAAUGGAUAUUAAUAUCUAUAGUAGAUAUCGAGCAUAAGUUAACGUUGCAUCCGGCCCUGAUGGUAAGUUAUCACUCUCCGAUGAUUCACGGGUG
Paecilomyces variotii is the source of this 2276-nucleotide messenger RNA. RefSeq names its product putative MBOAT family protein. Gene Ontology annotation, molecular function: 1-acylglycerol-3-phosphate O-acyltransferase activity; 1-acylglycerophosphocholine O-acyltransferase activity. Bases 239 to 1909 code for a protein of 556 amino acids. Gene Ontology annotation, biological process: lipid modification; glycerophospholipid biosynthetic process. The record is from RefSeq and is a predicted model, not a curated record. NCBI's taxonomy places the organism in Eukaryota, Fungi, Ascomycota, Eurotiomycetes, Eurotiales, Thermoascaceae. The transcript is spliced from 4 exons. Gene Ontology annotation, cellular component: endoplasmic reticulum; membrane.